AUGUCUGAAUACAACAAUAGUAAUCGUGCCUUCCUCCAGGCGUUCAUGGCACGCUCGUCAAUGACCUUUGAAGAAGCGCAACCCAUUCUAGCUGCAAUAUUAACAGUAUCUGAGGGGCGAACAGUGGAACCUGACGAGGUUGAUGAAGACCAAUUCUCUGAGUUCAUCUCCGCCGCCAACACCGCUGUGUCACCUUUCGACCUCGAAAUUAGAAGCGCAAUGCCACAAAUCCCACAACCAGCCCAGCAAGAUGCCGCAGCCACAGCGCCGAAGCGAGUGUAUGCGCUUGUAAAUACUACGAGUGAUGCUUUGACACAGCUCGCGACCACUUAUUCUCCGGACGAGAUCGCGUUUCUCAAGCGCUUGCUUGACUACAUGUUUAUGGCAAAUAAUACACGACUAUGUGAAGCAAUGGUAGCUUCACAAAUGCAAGCUGUCCAACUCCAUAAGGCCCCGUCUAGCGAACGGCAACCCACGAGCAACGAUUCGACGCAGACCCAAACCGCAGCGGUACAAUCAUUGCGUAUGACCCAAGCAGAAACCAUGAUUAUCCACUUGAUUGAAGAGGGCUGGCUGCAGAAGAGCCCGAAGGGCUACCUUAGCCUCACGCCACGAGCACUGAUGGAGUUACGGGGCUGGUUGGUCUCGACGUAUAACGAUGAGAGUUUCGAUGGGCGACCCAUGGAGCGGAUCAAGAAUUGUGCUGCUUGUAAAGAGAUUAUUACUGUGGGGCAACGCUGUGCAAACAAUAAAUGCAAAGGUCGACUCCAUGACCAUUGCACGCGCAAUUUCUUCCGCAUGCAACAGGCGGAGAGAUGCCCUGUGUGCAAAGAGGACUGGCCCGGUGAUAAAUUCGUGGGUGAGAGAGCGCUCACUGUGCACUCGAGGCCAAGCAACGCUGUUCGACGACGAAGGGAGUCCUCGUCUGCUGCGCCUAGUGUGCCUGGAGAAGUUUCCGAGGAUGAGAAUGAUGAAGAAGAGACUUGA
This is a messenger RNA of Penicillium griseofulvum, 987 nucleotides long. Its product is annotated as non-structural maintenance of chromosomes element 1 family protein. Gene Ontology annotation, biological process: double-strand break repair via homologous recombination; DNA damage tolerance. The transcript has 3 exons. Gene Ontology annotation, molecular function: ubiquitin-protein transferase activity. Gene Ontology annotation, cellular component: nucleus; Smc5-Smc6 complex. The coding region runs from base 1 to 987 and encodes 328 amino acids. NCBI's taxonomy places the organism in Eukaryota, Fungi, Ascomycota, Eurotiomycetes, Eurotiales, Aspergillaceae. The record is from RefSeq and is a predicted model, not a curated record.